AAUUCACCACCAAGUACCCACCUCUCUCUCUCACUCUCUCUCUCUCUCUCUCUCUCUCUCUCUCUCUCAAGCUCACUCUAUACAUUAUAGAUAUAUAUCCAUCAAUACGUAACAACCACCAAAGAUUACAAUUCACAGCCUUCCAUUUUCCCUUUGUUGUUGUGAACAUAAAGAUUUUGGAGAAUAGAUAUCAAUCUGUGUCAUUUUCUUCUGUUUGGUACGAAAAUAUAAAGAUGGAGAUCAAAGUCAAACCAAAAGCCGUAGAAUCUACGACGAUGAUGGCAACUAAAGAGGAGGAUGAAAUUAAGAAGAAGAUGAAAGAUUGUGUGGUGAUUGGUCAAGAGGCAGAUGAGGAGGUUAGUAAAGGACAAGGUGAAACAAGACAAGUUGAUUCUAAGCUGGAAACUGACAAAAACUUUUCGAGUCAGAAGACCAAAAAGGAAGAGGAGAACAAGAAAGAGGAAAAUAAUAAUUAUAUUUCUAACAUGAAGCAUAAGAAGACGAGUUCACACGUAUGGGACUGUGGGAGCACUCUCUACGACUCGUUCGAGCUCAACUCGUUCAAACGUCAACUUGACUCAGCCAUCUCAACUUCCUCCGCGAGAACGAUGUCCAUGUCUCGCCUCCCAGACCGCCGUCUCCCUCCCCUCAGCUCACUCUCACCGGAGAAUCCUCCUCGUCUUCCUCCACUGCCGACAACUUCUUCUUCCUCCUCCUCCGGCGGCAAGAAACACUCGAACAAGAUCUCUCGUUCUCUUCAGAGAUUCUUGAAGAAACUACGUGACCGGUUUGUGUUAAAGUUGAAAAAUAUGUGA
Messenger RNA from Camelina sativa (false flax), 815 nucleotides. RefSeq lists its product as uncharacterized. The record is from RefSeq and is a predicted model, not a curated record. NCBI's taxonomy places the organism in Eukaryota, Viridiplantae, Streptophyta, Magnoliopsida, Brassicales, Brassicaceae.